Molecule: messenger RNA, 3840 nt
Organism: Closterium sp. NIES-65
Lineage: Eukaryota; Viridiplantae; Streptophyta; Zygnematophyceae; Desmidiales; Closteriaceae
Source: the annotation of a GenBank genome assembly
AUGGAGUGCAGUGUCAUUAUUGAGUGCAGUGUCAUUAUUGAGUGCAGUGUCAUUAUUGACUUAUACCUCCCUUUUCUCCCGCUGCCCCUCACCCCACUCACCUCCUCUUCCGCCCAUCCUGAACCUUCCUCUCGCACUCCUAUCAGCACGGCAGCACAGCUCGUUUCAUUGCAGCCAAGUCCUCAAGGACCUCAUUGGUCACAAUUGGAGUUUCAAGGCGACCCCCCUGUGCUGGCAGCACGGCAGCUCGGCGCGCCUCUCGAGGCGGAGUGCACGGGCAUCGACCCCCCAAUCGACCUGCAACUCUUGGCGCGCUUCCUCGAGGCGGAGUGCACGGCCAUCGACCCGCCAUUCGACCUGCAACUGGCUGUGCUGCUCCCCACCCCAUGCACCCACCCUGCCCUCAUGCCCUCCUGCGCCCCUCCUUGGGCUCCCCUUCCCUGUUCGCAGCACGGCACCUCGGCGCGCUUCCUCAAGGCCGAGUGCAUUGCCAUCGACCCCUCAUUUGACCUGCAACAAUCGGCUCACGGCAGCUCAGCGCGCUUCCUCGAGGCGGAGUGCAUUGCCAUCGACCCCGCCUCCAAGACCCUCUCCUGCCGCGCCCCUGCCGCCCUGCCCCCUCCGCUGCCCGUGCCGACUGUUGCAAAGGUUGGAGGCCAGGAGGAGGGUGAGGGGGAGACGACACGAGGAGCUGAAGGAAAAGGUGGUGGCGCUUCUGGUGACGAUAGUGGUGCUGCUGCCGGGGGUGGUGAUUCUGCUGCUCCGAGUGGUGGUGCUGCUGCUGGGAGUGGUAGUGAUGCUGCUGCUGGAAACGUAGCUGUUGCUGGGGGUAAUGCGGGAGGAGGUGGCAGCGAGAGUGGCGGCGGGUGUGGCGGCGCCAGGGAGGGCGGGUAUGGGGGUGGCAGGGAGGUGCGGUUCACAGUGGCAGGGAGGUGCGGUUCACAGUGGCAGGGAGGUGCGGUUCACAGUGGCAGGGAGGUGCGGGUCACAGUGCCGUACGACAUGCUGGUGGUGGCCGUGGGGGCGGUCCCCAACACAUUUAACGUGCCGGGCGUGCAGCAGCACUGCCACUUCCUCAAGCUGUCAAGCCUGGUCAAUCACGCAACCCUCCCUGUCCCACUGUCCUCGUUUCCCCGUUCUCCCCGCUCGUGCCUAUCCCCCUCUUCCCAUCUUUGCUCUUUCUGCCCAUCCAUGUCUCCUCCCCAUCCCCCUCUCCUCCCCAUCCCUCCCGUCCAUCCUUUCAAUGCACGUUUUAUCCCCCAUCCCUCUCCCCCCAUCCCUCUCCCCCCAUCCCUCUCCCUCCAUCCCUCUCCCCCCAUCCCUCUCCCCCCAUCCCUCUCCCCCAUCCCUCUCUCCCCAUUCCCUCCCCCCAUCCCUCUCCCCCCAUUUCCCGAUCCCCCAAUCCCUUUCCCCCAUCUUCCUCCUCGCAUGCCGUCUUCACCAUCUCUCCCCCCCACUCCUCUCUCCCCAUUCCAGUCACUGGACGAUGCGGAGGCCAUCAGAAACACGCUCAUUGACCGCUGCGAGGAGGCCCCCUUUAACCCCUAUCCCCGCCCCCCAUCCCACUGCCCCCAUCCCUCUCCCCAUCCCACCAUCAGUCGCUGGACGAUGCGGAGGCCAUCAGAAACACGCUCAUUGACCGCUGCGAGGAGGCCCCCUUUAACCCCUAUCCCCGCCCCCCAUCCCACUGCCCCCAUCCCUCUCCCCAUCCCACCAUCAUCGCUGGACGAUGCGGAGGCCAUCAGAAACACGCUCAUUGACCGCUGCGAGGCGGCGUGCCUACCGGGGAUAGAAGCAGACGAGCAACAGAGGCUGCUGCACGUGGUGGUGGUGGGGGGCGGUCCCACGGGAGUGGAGGUGGCAGCAGCAGUGCACGACAUGGUGCAGGGGGACCUCUACCGCCUCUACCCUGCACUCAAGGGGAAGGCCUCUGUGUCUCUCCUGCAGUCAGGCGACCACAUUCUCAACAUGUUUGAUCUGCGCAUAUCUGAGUUUGCCGCCCGCAAGUUCCAGCGGGACGGCAUCACUGUUCACACGCACGCGCGCGUCACGGCUGUUACCCCGCGCGCUCUCCAUGUGCGGGAGACGAGCAGCAGCAGGGAGAGCGGCAGCAGCGAUGGCAGCAAGAGUGGAGUGCACGGCUGCAGCAGUGCGGAGAGCAGUAGAGGUGCAAAGAGCAGCGGGGAGAGGGAGGUGCCGUAUGGAGUGGUGGUGUGGGCAACAGGCAUCACGGCGCAUCCCCUGGUUGUGAAGCUGAGGGAGCAACUGGGACAGCACCACAAGCGAGCAUUGGAGGUGGACGAGUGGAUGGCAGUGAGGGGCGCAGAGGCGGGCAGCAUGUGGGCGCUGGGCGACUGUGCUGCCAUUCACCACCGCCCCUUCACGACUGUGCUGCCAUUCACCACCGCCCCUUCACUCGCCCUCUCCCACCCCUCCACCUACACUUCCCUUCGCCCCUCUUCUGUCCCAUGCUCUCCCCGUUUCUUCACAGAUCGCAACAGUUCAUGUCUUUCCCUUGUCUCCGACGGUUCUUGCCGUCCCUUUCCUUGCACUCUCUCCUCCCCUCUUUCUCCCCCCUCCCCUCUUUCUCCCCCGUCCCCUCUUUCUCCCCGCUCCCCCCCCCCCCCCCCCCCCCUCUUUCUCCCCCCUCCCCCCCCCCCCUCUUUCUCCCCCCUCCCCCAUCCGCCCUUUCAUUUCCCCUCACGUCGUGCCUCCGUUUUCCCGCCUCUUUCCCCCACCGCUACGCCCCGUCCAACCCCUCGCAUGAUCAUGGUGCGUGCAGGACGAGGCAGCUCGCAUAUCCCUUACUCUCGCCUUCUUCCCUGUCCUUCCUUGCCCCCCUCCGUCUCCCAUGUCACCACUCUGCUCCCAUCACUGUGCGGCCAGGACGACACAGCGCGCAUGUUCCGAGCCUUUGACACCAACGGGGACGGCUGCCUCUCGCCCUCCGAGACCAAGGCGGCCCUGCGAGCCCUCCAGCAGCGCUACCCGCAUGCUGCUGCUCUGCUCAAGUCACGGGACCGCAUGGCACAGCUCAUUCAGGUAAACCCCCCUCCUGCUCUCUUUGUGCUCCCACCCCCCAUUAAGCACUCUGACUGCUACCCGCAUGCUGCCACUCUGCUCAGGUCACGGGACCGCAUGGCACAGCUCAUUCAGGUGCAUUCCCCUCCCUUUACCUGCUACUGCCUUGCACCAUCUGAGACCAAGACGACUCUUCGAUCCCUCAUGCUAGUUCUGUGCUACCCGCAUGCUGCUGCUCUGCUCAGGUCAAGGGACCGCAUGGCACAGCUCAUUCAGCCGGCGCAUUGGCAGGAUGCAUUGCACGCGGACAGCAAGGCAGGAGCACCAGCAGGCACAGCACCGGCAGGAGCAGCAGCAGGCACAGGCGCGCCGGGAAACGAGGGGGGCGAGCAGCAAGCGUGCGAGGGCAGGGGCCUGUCGCUGGAGCAGUUUGAGGUGGUGCUGAGGCGGGUGGAGGGGCAGAUGAAGACACUGCCGGCCACGGCACAGGUGGCGGCGCAGCAGGGGCAGUACGUGGCGCGCUGCUUCAAUCGAUUGCUGGACCCUGCUCUACCGCCCGAGGGGCCGCCCAAGCUGCGAGGGGAGGGCCGUCACCUGCUGCAGCCGUUCCGCUACGUGCAUUUGGGGCAGUUCGCCCCGCUAGGGUCGGAGACCACCGCAGCAGAGCUGCCUGGCGACUGGGUCAGCAUUGGCCGGUCCACUCAGUGGCUCUGGUACUCCGUGUAUGCCAGUAAGCAAGUCAGUGCGAGGACAAGAGCCCUGGUGGUGUUUGAUUGGAUCAAGUCGGCACUUUUUGGCCGUGAUUCAAGUCGCAUGUGA